This is a messenger RNA of Echinococcus granulosus, 603 nucleotides long. RefSeq lists its product as hypothetical. NCBI's taxonomy places the organism in Eukaryota, Metazoa, Platyhelminthes, Cestoda, Cyclophyllidea, Taeniidae. The transcript has 3 exons. The record is from RefSeq and is a predicted model, not a curated record. Bases 1 to 603 code for a protein of 200 amino acids.
AUGGAACCGUUAUUACACUGGUGGUUUCUUGUUUGUGAAAAAGUAUUGAAAAAAAAACAAAAAAAAAGAGUUGUGAAGCCCUUAGAAAAUCCCCUGAUGUCAAAAAAUUCCACUAGCUUAAAUUCGACUCACAUUGCUCUUCAUCCAGGACCUUUACAAUUCCAGCGUUUAGGCAACAAUUUCCUCUUCUAUUGCAGUAUUAUCUCAGUGUUUGAUGCUAGAUGGGACAUAUUGGUGAGUUAUGUAAUGAAUAGUCUCAUAUCAAAUUGGGAUUCCAAACUUCAGAGACUUGAUUACAUAAAGGUAAUGCUAAUAUCCGCCUACCUUUGUAGAUUCAUAGAUUGGCACAGCAGAGGUUACAAUAUUUUGUUGAUAUUUAUUUAUACGAUAAGAGUUAUGGGAUUAAUUCUUGGUGGAGGGCCAGCCAGCAUUAAACCUUACCAUAAUUACAUAUCCCUUCCUUUUAGAAUAAUUUGUAAUUGUUGCAGUGCAUUUAUCAUGAAGGACAAAUUUAUACUUUUCCAGGCUUGGAAUGAAUGCAGUUGUACUAAGAAGGGUGUGGUUGCAAUAUUCCAUCAUAAAUGCUGCAAAAGAGUUGGAUAA